ACUCCUAGUGUCUCUCCACCCACAGAGACUUCUACAGUCAUUUGUUUGACUCUCUCUCUAAUCUGUCUUUGUCUUUCAUUCUCACAGGCUAAGAACGCACUGGCCCACGGUGUCCAGUCUGCCCGCCAUGACUGUGACCUCCUGAGGGAGCAGUUUGAGGAGGAGCAGGAGGCCAAGGCAGAGCUGCAACGCGGCAUGUCCAAGGCCAACAGUGAGGUGGCUCAGUGGAGGACUAAGUAUGAAACUGAUGCUAUCCAGCGCACAGAGGAGCUGGAGGAGGCCAAGAAGAAGCUGGCCCAGCGUCUUCAGGAUGCUGAGGAGACCAUUGAGGCGACCAACUCCAAGUGCGCCUCCCUGGAGAAGACCAAGCAGAGGCUGCAGGGAGAGGUGGAGGACCUCAUGAUUGAUGUUGAGAGAGCCAAUGCAUUGGCUGCCAACCUCGACAAGAAGCAGAGGAACUUUGACAAGGUUCUGGCAGAGUGGAAGCAGAAGUAUGAGGAGGGCCAGGCUGAGCUGGAAGGAGCUCAGAAGGAGGCUCGCUCUAUGAGCACUGAACUCUUCAAGAUGAAGAACUCCUAUGAAGAGGCUCUGGAUCAUCUGGAGACUCUGAAGAGAGAGAACAAGAACCUGCAACAGGAGAUCUCUGACCUGACUGAGCAGAUCGGAGAGACUGGCAAGAGCAUCCAUGAGCUGGAGAAGGCCAAGAAGACCGUGGAGACAGAGAAGUCUGAGAUCCAGACCGCUCUGGAGGAGGCUGAGGGAACACUGGAGCACGAGGAAUCCAAGAUUCUGCGUGUGCAGCUGGAGCUGAACCAGAUCAAGGGUGAGGUGGACAGGAAGAUCGCAGAGAAGGAUGAGGAGAUGGAGCAGAUCAAGAGGAACAGCCAGAGGGUGGUUGACUCCAUGCAGAGCACCCUGGACUCUGAGGUCAGGAGCAGGAAUGAUGCCCUGAGGGUGAAGAAGAAGAUGGAGGGAGACCUGAACGAGAUGGAGAUCCAGCUGAGCCACUCCAACAGGCAGGCCGCUGAGGCCCAGAAACAGCUGAGGAACGUCCAGGGACAGCUCAAGGAUGCCCAAUUGCACCUUGAUGACGCCGUCCGUGUCGCAGAAGACAUGAAGGAGCAGGCAGCCAUGGUGGAGCGCAGAAACGGUCUGAUGGUGGCUGAAAUCGAGGAGCUGAGAGUUGCUCUGGAGCAGACAGAGAGAGGCCGCAAAGUGGCUGAGACUGAGCUGGUAGACGCCAGCGAGCGUGUUGGACUGCUGCACUCCCAGAACACCAGCCUUCUGAACACCAAGAAGAAGCUGGAGACUGACCUGGUGCAGGUGCAGGGAGAGGUGGACGACAUCGUCCAGGAGGCCAGGAAUGCAGAGGAGAAGGCCAAGAAGGCAAUCACUGAUGCGGCCAUGAUGGCUGAGGAGCUGAAGAAGGAGCAGGACACCAGUUCUCACCUGGAGAGGAUGAAGAAGAACCUGGAGGUCACAGUCAAGGACCUGCAGCACCGCCUGGAUGAGGCUGAGAAUCUGGCCAUGAAGGGAGGCAAGAAGCAGCUCCAGAAACUGGAGUCCAGGGUGCGUGAGCUUGAGACUGAGGUGGAGGCCGAGCAGAGAAGAGGUGUAGACGCAGUCAAGGGAGUCCGGAAGUAUGAGCGCAGAGUCAAGGAGCUCACUUACCAGACUGAGGAGGAUAAGAAGAACGUUGGCAGACUUCAGGACCUGGUAGAUAAGCUGCAGAUGAAAGUGAAGGCCUACAAGAGGCAUUCUGAGGAAGCGGAGGAAGCAGCAAACCAGCACAUGUCUAAGUUCAGGAAGGUUCAGCAUGAGCUGGAGGAGGCUGAGGAGCGUGCUGACAUCGCUGAGACUCAGGUCAACAAGCUCAGAGCCAAGACCCGUGACUCUGGAAAGGGAAAAGAAGUUGCUGAAUAAACAAGACCAAAGAAUUGAAGAUCAAAGUCUUACUAUUUUCCUGUGAUGCAUAAAAUAUGAUUUUCAUGGUGAAAUGUUGAGCAUUGAUUAAAAACAUGUGGAUCUACAUACA
Messenger RNA from Oncorhynchus gorbuscha (pink salmon), 2035 nucleotides. RefSeq names its product myosin heavy chain, fast skeletal muscle-like. Gene Ontology annotation, cellular component: myosin complex. Lineage: Eukaryota; Metazoa; Chordata; Actinopteri; Salmoniformes; Salmonidae. The transcript is spliced from 12 exons. The annotation marks the transcript as partial. The record is from RefSeq and is a predicted model, not a curated record.